AUGUUCGAGGAACUUAAGAAUUACGUGCGCUCGCAUGGUCAAGAGCAGCUAAUUAAAUAUUGGCAGGAGCUGGGGGAUAAUGAACGGGCGAAAUUGGCGGGAGAGAUCAGAAAGCUGGAUCUAGCUGAAAUGAACGAAACUUUCCAGCGCGCGAACGACACUUCAAAACUAAUAUCGGAGAAACUUGACGAAGACCUGAAACCAAUUCCACAGACUCACUACGAAGCUGUACCAGAUUUAACGGAUGAUAAAAUAAAGGAAUACGAAAGCAUCGGCCUGGAAGAAAUAUCUAAAGGUAAUGUUGGUGUUUUGUUACUAGCUGGAGGGCAAGCGACUAGAUUAGGCUUUGGUCAUCCCAAAGGAAUGUACGAUGUCGGCUUACCGUCUCACAAAACACUCUUUCAAAUCCAAGCGGAACGUAUCUUGCGACUGCAAACCCUGGCUGAAGAAAAAACUGGUAAAGCAGGCAACAUUACCUGGUAUAUAAUGACAUCAGAACACACUAAAUCCCCAACAGCCAAAUACUUUAAGGACCAUGGCUAUUUUGGUUUAAAUGAAGGGAAUAUAGUGUAUUUCGAACAGGGUACAUUACCCUGCUUUGAUUUUGAGGGCAAAAUAAUUUUAGAUGAGAAAUUCCAUAUUGCUUCUGCACCAGAUGGCAAUGGUGGUUUGUAUAGAGCAUUGAAAACUCAAGGAAUCCUUGAUGACAUAAAAAAACGUGGUAUCCAACACUUACACGGUCACUCUGUAGAUAAUAUCCUGACCAAGGUAGCAGAUCCAGUCUUUAUUGGCUACUGUAAGAGUAAGAAUGCGGACUGUGCAGCUAAAGUUGUGCAAAAGUCUUCUCCAAGUGAGGCUGUGGGUGUGGUGUGCAGGGUAAAUGGUCACUACAAGGUAGUGGAGUACUCCGAAUUGACAGAUGAGGCAGCAGUGAGACGAAACCCAGAUGGAAGAUUAACAUUCUCAGCAGGUAAUAUCUGUAAUCAUUAUUUCUCAGCAGAUUUCCUACACAAGAUUGCAGAUUUUGAGAGAAAACUCAAAUUGCAUGUUGCUAAGAAGAAAAUUCCAUACAUAAACGAGGAUGGAGUCAAGGUAAAGCCAUCAGAACCAAACGGAAUAAAAAUGGAGAAAUUUAUAUUUGAUGUCUUUGAGUUUGCUGAGAAUUUUAUAUGCCUGGAAGUUGCUAGGGAUGUUGAGUUCUCCGCUUUAAAGAAUGCUGAUGCUGCUAAGAAGGACUGCCCGUCAACAGCUCGAGAAGAUUUACUAAGGCUUCAUAGGAAGUACAUAAGACAGGCUGGUGGUGAGAUCUCUGAUGAUGUAGAUGUGGAAAUCUCACCUCUACUAUCCUAUGGUGGUGAAAACCUCAAAGAGCUUGUGGAAAACGAAGUGUUUGCCAUAUCUCCUUUCCACUUGCAUGCUAUCCAUGAAACAAAUGGGUACCAGAAUGGAUAUAAAAAUGGUAAUCACUAG
Leptosia nina is the source of this 1470-nucleotide messenger RNA. NCBI's taxonomy places the organism in Eukaryota, Metazoa, Arthropoda, Insecta, Lepidoptera, Pieridae. The record is from the annotation of a GenBank genome assembly.